UUGAUUUUGCUCUGAGUGGUGUGCAUUUAAGUGCGCGGUGUAAAUUAGUGGAAUUUCAUUGAUAAUAUUUGCAAUUUAUUAACAAAUUGUGCAUAAAAGUGUGCAAGAGUACCUUAGAAAAUAAAAACAAAAGAAAUUUGAGUGAAAACAUUGCAGUGCAAGUAUUUUUCAAUGGAAUUAUCUGUAAACAAAAUUCGGCGCUCCGUGGCGCAGUUGCGCGAGCAUUUGCAGUCGACGCAGCAAACAGCUGAUGACGACCCGGCGCUGCUGAAGUUCUCAAACACAAAUGACCCCAAUGAAAAAGAUGUAGAAUCCCUUUUCAAAUAUUUAAGUGAUCAUAUAUUGGAAGAAAACUGGACUGCAGCUAUUGCUACUUCGUUCGAAAAUGUUUUAUUGUUGUUAAUCACACGCAGUAUACCUUACGAUGAGCACAUCGGCGAAAACAACUAUGAGACAUAUCAGAAGAAAUGUAUUGCCUUGGCCACCAUGAUGCGUCUAUCCGUCGACACAAAUCGCUACGCCAUCAGUUACUUCCGGAACAAACCCUCACCCUUCGAAUGCCCACAACUGAUCGAAGGUACUUCGUCCACCAAACGCGCUAAGAAUAAUACCAAAAUAACUCCAAUUGAUAUCGUGAAAUGUUGCUAUCAUUUACUUUGUGCGAAUCCAGUAUUUUUUAAAGAUCUGUGGAAUUGGUCAGUUUUUCUUGAACAGUUCGUUGACGCAAAGCAAAGCGAUUUGUAUCAACUUUAUUGCAAUCACAUUGUUGCAGUACUGACAAAUAUGAGCGCCUCACAGCUGCAAAUUAUGAAUGCGCAACUCUCACCAGCUGCGCUUUUGCAAUUUGACGAAGAACAAAAUUUACGACCAACCACGAACACAAGUACCAUUUUUGAAGACUCCAACAAAGAUAAGACAAUUACACUGAAUAUAAAUUCGCAUUUAGUGACUGACGUAGAGGGUGUUCUUUUGCCAAUUUUCAACAAAGACAACUAUGAAUUCUAUUCAACUAACGACGGUCUGCACGAUAAUAUUGUACAAGUUGAUUCGACCAAAGUUAAUUUGCGUAGUAUUGCUUUGGGUAUUGCUUCGGCAAAAGCUAUAUGCUUGUCAGGCCCAGUUGGUUGUGGAAAGACUACGCUUGUAGAAUAUUUGGCGCGCAAAACCGGACGAAUUUACCCUAAACCCAGUGAAAUCGAGCAGAGAAAUCUUGAAAAUUGGGAAAAUCAAUCCAAAAAUAACGGUGGCAUCGUAAACGGAAACGAUAAAGUAUUAGCCGGAAAUAAAAGGAAACAUGGUCCUGACAUACUGAAUAACUUGGACAGCCUGGACCCGAAUGAUAUUAACACUAAUGGUUUCUUACGCAUACAACUGGGCGAUCAGACCGAUAGCAAAAUGCUUUUGGGUCAAUACCGUUGCACUGAUGUUCCCGGCGAAUUCGUAUGGUUGCCGGGUGUGCUUACACAGGCUGUUAUGAAUGGCUAUUGGCUGCUGCUGGAAGAUUUGGACUCGGCCACACAGGAUACAUACACCAUUUUGAGUAGUCUGUUGGAGAAUAAUUACUUGAGCGUGCCUGGUUUUCGCGAUUGCGUCAAAAUCGAGCCCGGUUUCCAGUUAUUUGUAACCGUACGUACGAACAAGUCAUCGACAAGCGCCGGACAGAAGUCGCUCUUUGCAUUACUAGAGAAAUAUCUAUACACAAUAAAUAUUCUACCACUCUCACGUAAUGAGCUCUGCAAAGUGGUUAGCACGAACUAUCCCAAACUGGCGACAGUAGCCAACCGCAUAGUCGAUGUGUUUCUGACGUUCUCCAGCGGUGAUCACACAGCAGCUGAUAAUUUGCGCCAACAAGAAUCUGCUGAUAAAGCAGACACCACCGAAAACUACAUCGCUUUGCCGUUUGAGCAAGUAACGCUCUCUGCUAUUCCGAAUUCCAGCCGCUUGGUGUCCACACGCGAUCUCAUCAAGCUCUGCCAGCGCUCAAAUCCCGUCUUCUCUGUGACUAGUGUCGAGUGUGCUUACUUCGUCUUCCAGAAUGCCGUUGAUGUUUUCUGCUCUUAUCUGCCACAAGGCCCGGAAAAAACCAAACUUAUAACUAGUAUCGGUGCCAAAUUGGGUAUUAUUCAGUCCCGUUGUGAAUAUUUUGCAAAUGAUUACAAACCUGAAGUGCUGGUGAACAGCAAUAAAAUCAAGGUUGGUCGCACUGAACUGUAUGCGAGACCAUUAGAAGAUCAAUUGAGCAGCAAUGUGAAUGAAGUGGAACAAGAAACGGACGCCGAAGGUCCACAGGCGGUUAAGCGACAAAAGAUGAACGAUGCUGACGAAGAUCAACUCACUACUCUAAAGCGUUCGCUGCAGGCGUCAAAGAAUGCCACAUUUUCUUUUACCAGAAUGGCUUCGUGCAUUUUGGAGCGCAUCGCCGUUUGCGUAUCGCAUGCCGAACCCGUACUGCUCGUCGGUGAAACCGGUGUGGGUAAAACAUCCUCGGUGCAGUACUUGGCUCAACGUACGUAUCACAAGCUGGUUGUGGUCAACAUGAAUAAUCAGUCGGACGUAUCCGAUCUCAUUGGCGGUUUCAAACCGGUCGAUCUGACAUAUGUGAUGACGCCACUGCGCUAUGAGUUCGACACACUGUUCCGCGCCACCUUCAACGCUGACAAAAAUCAAACAUUCCUACACAAAAUGGAGAUUUGCUAUAAUCAAGGCAAUCACUUGGUUAUAGUUAAAUUAAUGAUAACGAUUAUUAAUUCAGUUUUCGGCAAGGCUGAACGCAAGGAGUUGCGGCCAAAGGAAAUCGAGUUAUUACCACGUUGGCAGACCCUAAAAGUGAACGUGCUUAAACUGCACACGCAACUGAGUAAAUCAAUAAACAUUUCAUUUGCCUUCAUCCCGGGUUCGCUGGUGAACUGUAUCAAAAACGGCGAUUGGAUACUAUUGGACGAGAUAAAUUUAGCCUCGGCCGAGAUGCUUGAGUGUCUGUCGACCAUUUUGGAGCCCGAUGGUUCGGUGGUGCUGCUGGAGCGCGGUGAUUUUACGCCAGUAAAGCGACAUCCCGACUUCCGCAUAUUCGCUUGCAUGAACCCAAAUACAGAUGUCGGCAAGAAGGAUCUGCCGGUGGGCAUACGCAAUCGUUUCACCGAAUUUUUCGUUGAUGAAUUGACCACAGAUGCCGAUCUAACUUUGCUAAUAAGCGACUAUUUGACUACCACUGGCAUUCAACGUAAGAGUGUUGCAAGUUUGGUGCAACUGUAUAAGAAACUGAAGUUGCUGUCGAAGCUCGAGUUGAAUGACGGUCUUGGCAAUCGACCAGUAUUUUCCUUGCGUACGCUGUGUCGCUCGUUGCGCAUCUGCGCGAAGAACUUGUGCGGCUCGGUUGAGCGCAAUCUCUACGAGAGCUUCUGCAUGAGCUUCCUUACGCAGUUGGAUCCAGUUUCGCAUAAUGUGGUACUACACCUGAUACAACAAGCGCUCUUAAGCAACGUAAAAGCUGUUUUAAACCAAAGCAUACCGAAGCCAGGUGAAAAUUAUCUGAAUUUCGAAGGUUAUUGGAUACAGCAAGGCCCCAAAGAGCCUGAAGAGUACGCCAGUUAUAUUCUGACGAAAAGCGUUAAGGAGAAUUUACGCGAUUUGGCGCGUAUCAUCUCAAUUGGCAAACUGCCGGUGCUGUUACAAGGUCCAACGAGUGCGGGUAAAACCAGUUUGAUCGAUUACGUGGCUCGACGCAGUGGUAACCACUGUCUCCGCAUCAACAACCACGAACACACCGAUCUGCAGGAAUACAUUGGUACAUAUGUAGCUGACGCCACAGGUAAAUUGAGCUUCAAGGAGGGCGUACUGGUGCAGGCCAUGCGCAAUGGUUAUUGGAUCAUACUGGACGAGUUGAACUUGGCUUCCACCGACAUCUUGGAAGCACUUAAUCGUGUGCUGGAUGACAAUCGCGAGCUCUUCAUACCCGAAACACAGACAUUGGUCAAGGCGCAUCCGAAUUUCAUGUUGUUCGCCACACAGAACCCACCCGGUUUGUAUGGUGGUCGUAAAACAUUGUCACGCGCUUUCAAAAAUCGUUUUAUCGAACUGCACUUCUCGGAUAUACCACGUGAGGAGCUUGAGAUUAUUUUAGAGAAGCGUUGCUUGAUACCAUCAUCGUAUGCCAAAAAGAUGGUAAUGUGCAUGUCCGAUCUGCAGAAGAAUCGCAAGACGACAACUAAAAAUGUAUUCACUUUGCGCGAUCUCUUCCGCUGGGGUAACCGGUACACCUUCGCGGACAAACAGUUACUGGACGAUUCGCAGUAUGACUGGAAUCAGCACCUCGUUGAGGAGGGUUACUUGGUGUUGUCCGCCAAAGUGCGCACCGACAUCGAAAUCGAAAUUAUCGAAGAGACCUUGUACAAAAACUUCCGCAAGCGCGUGGAUCUCUCUCGUCUCUUCGACGCACAGUCCAGCACAGAGGGCUGCUCGGCAGUGACGCGCAAUAUAAUUACCGCAAUAAGAGCGUACAAGCUGCGUGCCGAUAUUGUUUGGACCCGCAACAUGACUCGCAUGGCUGUGCUGACGGCCAAAGCGCUGCAGUUCAACGAACCCGUUCUAUUGGUCGGCCCCACCGGCUGUGGCAAAACCACUGUGUGUCAGCUGCUGGCCAGCAUACGUGGCGUACAAUUACGAAUACUCAAUUGUCACAUGCACACCGAGGGUGCAGAUUUUUUGGGUGGCUUGAGACCAUGUCGCGAAUCGAAUGAAGAUAGUAAUACUGCGAAGAAGCUCUUCGAAUGGGCUGAUGGACCAUUGAUUCUGGCUAUGCAAGAGGGCUCCUACUUCAUGGCGGAUGAAAUCUCCUUGGCUGAAGACUCAGUGUUGGAGCGUUUGAAUUGCAUACUGGAGCCCGAGCGCACAGUGCUGCUAGCCGAGAAGGGUGGAGUAGGUGAGUCUGAAAAUCCUGCAGAAAUCGCAAAAGAUUUUGUUGUACAGGCGACAGAGGGUUUCCAGUUUCUGGCCACUAUGAAUCCCGGCGGUGAUUUCGGCAAAAAGGAAUUGUCGCCUGCAUUGCGCAAUCGUUUCACCGAAAUCUGGUGCUUGCCGUCCGACACCAAAGAAGAUUUAAUACAAAUUGCCAGCAACUGCAUGCUGGAAAGCGCACAAAUGGCUUCAAAUACAGGCAAAGAAGAGAUUACGAAAAUCGCCAGCUACCUUGUGGAGGUGGUGCUGUACAUGCGUGAUGUGGUGGAGAAAUUCAGAUACUCCAUACGAGACAUACUGGCGUGGGCGAAUUACAUUGCCAGCAAUGCGCACUUAACAUUUGCAGAGAAAGCUAUUUUUGGCUUAGAAACAAUAUUUUUAGACGCCUUGGAACUGCUGCCACACGAGUCAUUGGUGAAAGUUGAGUUGCUCCGAAGGCAGAUUGUUGAAUUCGCCAUCAAAGAGGCUGGGCUUAUUUUAAAUGAAAAGUUCACAUUCGCUGAUUUGACAGAAAAACGCGGCACGGAAGUGGUGCACUCCUCCGAGAAAUUCGGUAUCAAGCCUUUCUUUAUAUCGACCAAUAGCGGCUCCAAUAUCGGCGCAACCCAAAACUUUUUAUUCGAAGCGCCAACCACCAAACAGAACCUAUUUCGUCUGCUCUCGGCGCUUUCUCUCCGAAAACCGAUACUGCUGGAGGGGCCACCGGGCGUCGGCAAGACUUCGACUGUGGAGAGCAUAGCUGCUGCAAUUGGCUAUCGCAUUGUGCGUAUAAACCUCUGCGAGCACACAGAUUUAGCUGAUCUCUUCGGCACGGAUCUGCCAGCCGAAGACAACAUCCUGGACGCUGCUGCAACAGAAGGCAGCGCAGAGGACAAAGCUGCAUUUGCAGGCGUGUUUGUAUGGCGCGACGGUCCAUUAUUGGCCGCACUGAAGGCCGAAAACACCUGGAUUUUGUUGGAUGAGUUGAAUUUAGCACCACAAUCGGUGCUGGAGGGUCUCAACGCCAUACUCGAUCAUCGUGGUGAGGUCUACAUACCCGAAUUGAAUAAAACAUUUACAUUGAACAAAGAGACGCGUGUUUUCGCCUGCCAGAAUCCACUCAAACAAGGCGGUGGCCGCAAAGGUUUGCCACAAUCUUUCCUGAAUCGUUUCAACAAAGUCUACCUACGCAAACUCACUACCCAAGAUCUUCUCUUUGUUGUGAACGGUAAAUACAAGAAAUAUUUCGAGAAUCUACGCUCGCGCUUCGCCAAACUGCUUUCCAAUUGUAACAUCGACGCCGAAACAAAUCUAUUUGACUUCUAUCAUUCAAUAUCAAAGGAUGUGUCAAAUAUUGAGCCUGCUACCGAAGUAGGCGACACUGCGCCCACCAUCGCCUUGGAUGUGACCAAACGUCUUGUACAGUUCUCCGAAAUACUCGAUAACGGCAUAUCGGCCUUAGAGUUCGGUUACCGCGGUGGGCCUUUUGAAAUAAAUCUCCGUGACAUUCUUCGUUGGUGCGAUUUGCUGGUAAAUCCAGAGACCGGAUUCAUUUUCCAAACCGAUAGCUGCUCAGCAGCCACAACACGCGUGGGUCUCUUUCGUAAGAAUUUCGAAAACUUCUUGCUUACUCUGUAUGAGCGCAUGAAAUUGGUUUACUAUCAGCGCAUGCGCUGCGACGAGGACAAACGCUACAUACGCAAUGCCUUCGCCAAAGUAUUCGCUUGCGAUGCCGACCAACUUAACAGCAUUUCUGAGGAUGUCUCGCUCUACUGGACGUCGGAGAAAAUCUAUUUAAAUGACAUUGUCCUGGAUCGCAGUGGCGACGCUCAGGCGCUGCGCUCACUGCGUGGUAAAGAUCUAUGCCCGAUAUUGCUAAACUCUCAGCGCGAGGUUCUGAAAAACAUGGUGGAGUGCGUGCGAAUGGAGAAGCCGGUGUUGCUGUGCGGACCAACCGACACCGGCAAGACGAAGCUGAUCGAUCUUUUGUGCACGCUGUCGAAUCAGGUGUGCAAUACAGACACAAUAGACGAUUCUGUAACAGGCAGUUUCCAACAGAUCGAUUUAAAUAGACAUUUGGAGGAGAUAUCGCAGAGUGUGGAGGCCGUCCUUGCCUCGCAGCUCCGUUGCAUGUUGCUGGAACGGAAACCAACUGCUUACAGCACCGCUGCCGAGCUCCUACAUAUUUGGAAUGCAUAUUCGAAGGAGUCUAACGUUAAACUAGCCAUAAAUAAUGCCACUUCUAUGGCGGAUGAGCUGGCGAGUUUCCGCAAGCGUAUACAGCGUUUAAAUAAAGUCAUCACUGCGCUGUUGGAACACGCAAAUGAUGGCACUACAGCAACUAGUGUGCCAGCAUACAAAGACACACUCGCUCAACAGCAAAAUCGGCUAAACACACUGGAAAAUCAUGUGCGCAACGCUGAUACACUCAACACGGGGGGUUCCUUCGAAUGGGUUGACUCAAAAAUCGUCAAAUCGCUCAAAUUCGGGCAGUACAUAUUGUUGGAGCACGUAAAUUUGUGCUCCUCCGCAGUUUUGGAUCGCCUUAAUCCAGUAUUCGAGCCGAACGGCAACCUCUUAAUAUCCGAAAAAGGAGUGUCGGCUAAUGAAAGCGCUGAAAUCGUUGAAAAGGCGCAUAACUUCCGUGCUUUCCUCACAAUCGAUCCCAAAAACGGUGAAUUGUCGCGCGCCAUGCGAAAUCGUUGUGUAGAGCUGGCGAUAGCGAAGGACACCUACAGCACGGACGACAUGCGUUUGAUUGUCUAUAAGAACGGCGUGCGCGGCAUAGUGGCGAUCAAUUGCAUACUCAACGUACACACACGCUUAAUGCAAUCGACGGAAAUCAACAACUACAACAUCACUCAUCUCACACAGUUUGCAUUUCUCGCCGCAUCGUAUGCGCGCAUUGGCUAUGACAUGGAACGGGCUAUCUACGUGAGCGGCAUGGAAGUAUACGUGUACUCGGCGAAUACCGAUCUCAUGGGCUUUGGUCUAGCGUAUUAUCAGAAUCAGCUGCGCGAGAUUGUUUUGGACGAAACCAAACGAUUCGGCUUGCUUGCGCCGGCAGCGACUGUGGACGAAGAUCGUCUGCGCGACAUUGUGCUGCAUAGCGAUGAGUUGCAUGCGCUCUCCUUGAUCAAGCUGCAAACUGCGCCGUUGCGUAGUCUACUCCGUUAUGAUGAGCGCGCGCAAACGGCGCUCGCAGAUGUGUUUGCCGAGUUCGACAAGAUGGACUUGACCACAGUUGAUCGCCAGCAAAUAAUCAAAUAUUGCAUUUACAUGUUAUACGAAUGCAGCGCCGUGAACGAUGUUGAAUUGCGUUAUUUGUAUUUGGAGAAAGUGCUGAGCGCGCACCCAGCUCUGCAAGGUUUAUCGAAGUCUUUAUAUGGCUGCAUUAAGCAUAUUAGCGCGCACUUCGAAUCCUCCCUAAAUGAGCUGCCGUGGAACAACAAACUAUUCGCGCGCAUACGCUCAUAUGCCAGCCAACCAGCGGAUGUGAAGAAUCACAAGAGCUUCUGCUUGAGCGCUCAGCUGGUCGCCAAUCUGUUGCUACUGCCUGUGCCGCAGUCCCACGUCACAAACAUCAGUGACGCAGAUGCACUCACCUAUUCGCAAGCUGUUGCCGCGGACCGGGUAGCCGAUCGUUACGACAACGUGUUGCUGCAGAAUCUCUCCGUUUUCAUAACGAGUCUGCGCGAAGUGCUGAGCGCUUCAUUGGACUACGCGCACAUUGACGUGGAGACAUUUUCGGCGAUAAUAACGGCAUAUUUGUGGUAUAACCGCUUGCUGAGCAUAUCCCAGCAUAAAUUGGUAGUGCAGAAGGAACUGAACCGGCGUCUAAUGGAUCAGUUGGUUUUGCAUUUCAAGUGGCUGGAGAAGAAUCUGCUACAAUUACUUACCAAGAUGCUGCCAAAUUACUGCCAAUUAAAUGCCGAUUACAACAACAGCCUGCAGCAAGUAAAUAACUACAUAGUGAGCAUAAAACAACCGCUCAAUUUGUUGCGUAAAGUCUACAGCAAACAACUCACAUAUUUCCCGCCUUUCUAUCAAGAAGAACAGAUCCAAUUUCACAAGCUGACUCGACUGCUGGACCAAUUGCUGGUUGUGGUGCCCUCUUAUGGCAGUUAUACAACAGAACUGGUGCUCAAGAAGUUCCUUGCGCAGAAGUCGGACUUUGCUAGACGUGCACGCGCUAUUGUUAACAAAUGCUUGGAGCAGCGUGUCAACUCCAAUGUGAAACAGAUUAAUUUGCAAUCAACACACUGCGCCCAAAUACCCGAAGCGCUGCAGUCCGCUUUGCUGGAGUUUACCAAAAACACAACUGAAAGCAGCAACUGCACCUAUGAGGGUUUAGACGAACUACAGACUGCAAUCGAUGCGCUACAAAGUGCGGUUCGCUCACAGGAAGAGCUGGAGGUGACCCGACAACCGAAGGAGUUUGAGAUUCGUUUGCUUGCGCUACGCGAGUUUUACCUGGCCAAAGCGUUGUGUCGCCUCGGCAGUGGCAGCGACGCGUCUGGCAUGGAAAUCAGCGAGUUUUACUGCGAUGAGAUUUCUUCACUAAGUAGCACCACAUGGCAUCUCAUAAAAGUAUAUAACUCGGGAUUAUACAAGCGCUUCGAAGAAGUGUGGAGGCAGCUGUUGAAACACUUGUCGUCUAUGACGAGUGUUGAGGACUUCAAGCAGUUGUUGUCGUACUUAAAUGGCGGUUACAAAUUCUUCAAUUCCUACCACGCCCACCUGCGUAAUGCGGUCAAUAACAUGCAGCUCAUGAAUCUAGCCACACGCGAAUCUUCGACAAAUGUGCUGCGCGUAACGGAGGAUAUUGAUUGUGCCUACACAUACGAUGGCUGCAGUUUUCUGAACGUGUUCCUCUCGCUGGUGUUCCAAGAGAACGGCAGCCUGCGUCCAGUGCCACUCAACGAACUGAGCGAAUGGCAGGCGACAUUGAAGCAGUUGCAGCAACUGCUCUGGCAAAACAGCAAUAUGCUGACCCCACAGCAUAACAUUUCAGUGAACAAUUUGCUGGAGGCGCAGAACAGCGCACAGAAACUGCUGCGUGAGGUUGCCUAUGUGAAGCAGUUGUGUGAGAGUUUGGAAAAUGAGAACUUCAGCGAAUACAAUGAGAGCUUCCAGAAAUUGGUGCAGUCACUGACAGUUGCUCAUGCCGACAGCUUGAGUAUCAACCGUGCUGAAGACGCUCAUCAAUAUCAGUCAAUGCAAUACAACGCGUCAUUGCUGAGCAGUCUUGUGGGCGCUGUCGAAAUCUGUUUGCUCACAUUCACGCCGCUAAUCGAUCCGGUCGAAAAGAAUCGCCUAAAGAACGCCUACGUGGUGGAGGAUAUAAAUUGUCUAACCACCAUGACGACGGUGUACGAUUUUAUGCGCAUUGUUAUGAAAUAUCAGCACUUCGGCAGUGAAAUCUACGACGCUUUCGAGGAGCGCCUGAAGCUGCUGCAAGUCAAACAACAGAAGUUCGCGCAAAAACUGGCGUUGCGCCCGCAGGAGUGCCUCUACAGCAAGCUCGUGGAUGACAUAUCGCACUACCUCAAAACUAACUGUUCGCCACAAGCGCUGUUGUUGCUCAUACAGAGCGCGCAAAAAUCGUGGAUGCAACUCUCCGGCGAAUUCCAUGCCAACUCAGCGGGGCAGAUACUCAGCAACACCACGGAAGUGCUGAAUAAACUCAAUUUGUGGAUCACCAACUCUCAGCGCUUCCUCAAUCACACUCUGAAAGCGUACAUGGAUCACUACCAGGACUUCAUACAGCCGCUGCAGUAUUCCAUUGACCACUUGCGUUUCGGCUUUGAGGGCCUAAAAGUGGUGCUUACUCAAGCGUGCAGCAACAUUUCGCAAUUGGAGGGCGCGAAGGUGUACACAAAUUUGAACGUCAAUGACCGACUUUCACACGCUUUGGCCAAUAUUGCUGAGUUCCCGGCCGCUCAUCAACUAAUGGAAGGUGAAGCAAAGGCGGGAACACAUGCUUUACUCAAGCAACGGUCGUUUAUAAAUAGCAUGAUCAAACAGCUGCCAAAUAGCGAACACAGCUACUUCGGGUUGCUCAAAGCCAAGCUAGUCGAGUUGCAUAACACGAUUGCGAUUUCAGCGCACAUAAAUGAAGGCAUCUUUAGCGAGUUGGACUAUAUUUUCAAUGUGUCGAAUCAAAUAUGGCAGGCUGAAGAGGAGCGCAGACGCGCCCAAAAAGCAGAAGAGGAGAGUCUCUACGUGAACAAGACGAAAUGCGCCGAGGAAGACGAGGAACUGCUGGAGCUGCAAGAGAUCGAGGCACAUUUCCCCACAAAUGUCGAGGAGGACUUUGGCGAUUUUCUGGUCGAAGCCACAUUAGAGAAAGUGGUGAAGCUCGACAAGAAGGCGAAUUUGAAGACGCAAAAGACACAAGUGAUACGCGAUGAGGAUUACUCGUUCUUGGCGACUCAUUUCAUCGAACUCAUGGAAAACUACACGCGUGUCUACUAUCACAAACGCACUGCGGCUGGCGCCACACAGCAAUUGGACUUUGUUGAACCCUUCCAGGCGCGCAUGCAAGCAUUUGUGCCGUUAUAUACCCAUUACAAGCGCGGCUUAAACGACUGGAUGACUGAGGCCGCGUAUAACAGCUGCAUUUUCGCAUUAGCGUUGCAGCAGCAACAACUAAUCAAUGCGGACGCAACGCCGCUGCUGUCGCGAAAGACGCGUAGCUACAAUUACUACAAGGACGCCAAUAUACCGGAAAUAAUGGGCUGCAUGGAUUUGCUGAAGGACAUUGAGUCCCACACCGACGAGCAACUCGCCUUGUAUCCGGAGCAUGCCAGCUUGAUAGACAUCAAGCGCGUGAUCGAGAGGAUACGCACGCUGCCCGCUACGGCGCCAGUUGUGCGCUUCAAUACCGGCUUCCAGUUGUUGCGGCAGAAGCUCGCGCAGUGGAACGAAGUGGCCCACAAGGGCAACCACAUGCGCCAGCAGGAGGUCGGUGUGGCGGAGUAUGUGCAGCGCUGGAUGAAGCUCGAGCUGCAAUGCUGGCGCAAUUGUCUUAAUGAAACGAAGGAGAAAAUCGAGUCAAACACGCACAAGUACUGGUUCUUCAUCUACCAGCUGCUGCAGGAGUAUUUGCGCGAGCGCGAGCUGAACAGCUCUUUCACCGACAUCAGAAACACCGAAAAGCGUUUCGGCGACGGCGAGGUGCUCGACGAUUCCGAAGUGGAGCAGAAGUCCAAAGUGAAUGUCGGCGAUAUUGUACGCAUACUGCGCCAGUUUGUCGAGUCGGCCAAUUACGGCGACUUCCAAGUGCGUCUACAACUCUUGCAAGCGUUCGAACUGUAUUUGCACAACGUUGAGCAUUUGUCAGUGGACUGCAGCGACACAUUUGGCGAAGAUUGCCGAGCGCUGAUAGCCGGUUUGCGCAAUCUGCAAAUCUAUUUUGCGCAGUUCGCGCAGGAGAUCGAGGAGACAGCGCUCAGCAUGCGCGUGCCUAUCGAGAAGAAGCUGAAGGAGUUGGUUAAGAUCGAAAGUUACAACAAGGACUUGUCAUACUUCAGCAUGCGUAAUAAUGUGGCUCGCGUGCAUCGUAAUCUCAAUAAGUUCCUCAAGGAAUAUCAACAACAAUUGCAGCAAAAGAUCACACCAGUCUUCCAGCCGAAGGAUGCCACAGUUAAGGAUUACAAUUUCGAAAAUGAUAAGGGACGAGAACUGCGCUACGAUACCCGUAUCAAAUAUUACUUGGUGGAAGUUAAGAAUUUCAUAGCAGCACAAAAGCUCGCGGACAAAUAUGCUGUGAGUGAAGACGUGGCUGGCACCGAUCUAGCCAAUGAAAAUACCGAGCAAAUGCUUCUAAAUAAGGUUGGACGUCUCUUCAAGACAUCGCGCAACGUUGUCAAAGAGACGGUGAGCAACGCGAACUUCUCGAGACUCAUAAUUGCAUUGGAUAGCGUGCUCUGUGUGCAGCUGGAGCGUUGUGAUGAGUUGCGCGCGCUCAGCGUGGACCGUACUAAAGAACGUCCGAAGCAGCUGCUGGAGGCCAAACAAAUAUUGCAACAGAAGCGCAAGGGACUAACUGAUCUAUUCAAGACGCUCACGCAACUCGGUCUUAGCUUCAAGGCAGGCCUAAUGGAGCUGUCCUUGCGUACCGAUUUCACCGAGUUCACAUUGCCGCCGUUCUGCAUCAAAACAAUGCUCGGCGCACGCACCGAUAAGCGCUUGCACACCAACGUGCUGCACCUGAACGAGAAUCUCGAUCGCUACUAUGCAAAAUGUGAGUUCAAGCUGAAGUUGCUGCAGAACAUUAUGCUGGCUCCACCCUCCGAGCUUGGUCCACCCAACAUUGAGCGCAUCAAAGGCUUUGCGGUCGACAUGUUUCUUCUAGUGCAAAGCCAGCGACGUCGACUCGCAAACACCAGCAAGCAAAUUUUCGACUUGGAUGUGCUGAUUCAGCACAUUAAAGAGAUCUACGACGUUUGUUGCAUUGACAGUUCGACGAAGGCUGUGGAGGGGCUUGCAUUCAGUGCUGCUCGUGACACCUAUCUGUCGUUGCGUGAGUCUAUCUCCCGCAUGCGUUACGUGAUGGAGCAGUUCAUCUUGCUUUUGACAUGCGCGCCAUCUAGUGCUACCGUAGAGCAUUCGGUGCUGACGAAAAAUGAAAACCACUUGUUGCAGAACUCUCCGUUCUACACAACAAUCACGAGCAACUGUCAGGAGGUGCUCAAAACCGCAAAGUCCACACUCGCCGACAUGCUCAACCAUGACAAGGAGUUCCUCAACGUAGAAAAAGUAACAGCUUACCGCGCUACGCAUGAGAAACUGCACCACACACUGGAUCAAAUUGUGAACAGCUUAAGAAUCGCCUCAAACGAAUCUUUGCCCGCUGCGAAACCGAUCGUGGAGUUGCUCGCUUUCGUUGAAUCGUGCAACAAUCGUGUCUCUGCGUCCACGAACGGCAAUGCGCCCACAGAUUUGGAAAACUUGGACGCUGUGCUGGAACACAUACUACAUGAUGUUCUACUGUCCCUGCAGAAACUUUAUAAGAAAUACACACAGGCAGCCAGCGAAACGAACGGGGAGUCGUUGUCACCCAACAAAUCACGCAAUGAGCUCGAGUUGCAGGACAAACAUUUAAAGGAGCAAUUGCAUGCGGCGCUUGAGUCUGACUGGCAGGCACUGAAUAUCAUCAAUAUUGUAGAGCAGCUGUCAAAUGUGCUGGUCACGUUGAAACAUGCAGCUCCGACUCAGUCGAAAUUGACAUACGCACGCAAACUCACCACACUUAUGCCAAUACUGGAGCAGUACUAUUUGUUGGCCGACUACUAUCUUUUCCAGCAGCUGGGCGCGCACAAGGUUUCUGCGAAGAUGCUUUCAGUCAUGCUGACAGUGUUUGUGGAGAUCGGCAGUAAGGGAUUCUGCGUACCACCCGAUCUAAUGCAAGAUGAGGAGGGUCAGGCUAAGGAUCAAAAAGACGGCGAAGGCUUUGGCUUGGAGGACGGCACUGGAGAAAAAGAUGCCUCAGACAAAAUUGAGUCGGAAGAUCAGUUGGAUGAUGCGAAACGUCCCGAAGACCGUAAGGAGGAAGAAGGCAAACAGCCAGAGGACUGCAAGCAGGACAAAAGCAUCGAUGUAAGUGAAGACUUUGAUGCCAAUGCACAAGAUUUGGAGAAACCUGAAGACGACGAUAGCGGUGAGUCGGAAGAUGACGAUGAAUUGGACAAAGAAAUGGGUGAGGCUGGUCCGGAGGCUGAUAAGCUGGACGAUCAAAUUUGGGGCGAUGACGAAGAGCAGAAAGAAGAGGAGGAGGAAGACAAUGAACUGGAAGAAGAUCAAGGAAAGGGUACAAAAGACGAAAAGGACACUCACAACGAUCUCGAUACGAAGAAUGACGCUGCCAAUGAAAAUGAACAAGAAAAUGAAGGUUUAGAUGCGGCCAAUGAGACAAAAGAUGAUAAACGCAAACAACAAGAGAAAGAUAUCGACAAUAUGAAGGAACCUGAGGUGGAUGAAGACCAACCCAACCCGUACCAUAAUGAAUUAGAAGAACCGCCAGAAGCAGAAGAAAUGGAUCUGGGUGAUAUGAAUAUGGAUAAUGACCAAGAGGACGGUGAUGACCAGCGCGAUGGCGAGGAAAACCCCUUUGACAUUGAUACAAUGAAAGAGAACAUGGAAAUAACAGAAGAGCAGCCAAAAGAAGAUGAGGCGAAAGAAGAAAACGGAGAUGACAAUGAAAACAAAUCAGACGAUAGUGACUCAGAAGACGGUGAUGCUGACGUAGAGCUGCGUAAGGAGGAGAAAGGCGAUGAAGACAAACAAGAAGAAGAUGCUAAAGAGGAAGAAGACGCUGAACCAGACACACAGACACGUGGCGAACCGGAGCCCGAAACUGCUCCAGAUGAAAAACAAGAAGAAAAUGAGGAAGCACGUGCGGAGAAGCCGGAGGAAUAUGAACAGUCCAAAGAUAAAAUGAGUAAAGAGGAUAAUGUGCAAUCAGUGCCAGAAACCGAAAAUGACGGCACUCCGGAUCAAGUGCAAAACGAAAAUGACCAAGAUGUGAAGCAGGAUCAAAAGAUGGAUGAACAGGAGACUGGCGAAGAGAAAGACGGCGUGGGUCAGGCAGAGAAUGACACAAAUGAUGGUGGCCACCAAGGCGUUGCUGAUACUAAAGAGCAAGUGGCACAGGACGAGAGCACAAAAGAGCAAAAACCGCAAGAGAAACGCAAACAGGGCAAAACUGAUGAAGAACGUACACUAGGUGAGGCGGAGAAAAACAAACUGAAACAGUUGAAGACAAUCGAUAAAAUGAAAGAGCAACAACAGCAGCAGGAGGAUGGUGAGCAUGAAGAUGACAAAGAAGCAGAUGCAGAAGAAUUUCAGCACGUAAAAGAGCCCAAGAACAGCGAUAAGACAACGCUGGACAAUGCCACAGAAGAGCAGUCGAAGAAGGUUAAGCAUCAAGAAGAUGAGGAGAAAGAAGACGCUGCAAACGAAGAUGCAGAGAAUAAUGAGGCUUUAGACGAGGAAGAGGAGACUGAUAAGCCGAACGAUGACGAGCAAAAUCUCGAAGAGAUGAGUGCGGAGAAGUUCGAUCAGAAAUCGGACAAACCAUCAAAGUCAGAGCGCAGCAAAGAACGCAUAGAGGAGAAUAUGGAAAUGGAAGUCGAAGGCGAAGUCGUGCCCACGAUGACGGUGACGCGAAGUGACGACACAACGGCACACUGCAAUAAAGAGAUACUGCUGGAGAACCUAACACGCAGCGAAGAGUUGAGCACAGCUGAGUUGCUGGAAAUGCGCAGGACGUACCAUGAGCAACUAACCGCUACUAAAACAUCGCUGCCAGUACAUGAGGACUACGAGAACUGGCAAACCAUAUCGAAUCGUAUGGCGCAGAACGCGCGCGAAUUGUGUGAGCAGCUGCGACUCAUCUUAGAACCCACUAAAUGCACGCGUCUAAAGGGCGACUACCGCACAGGACGACGCAUCAAUAUGAAGAAAAUCAUUCCCUACAUUGCGUCACAGUUCCGCAAGGAUAAAAUAUGGCUGCGACGCACAAAGGCGGCACAACGCGACUACAAAAUCACCAUCGCCAUCGACGACUCCAAGUCGAUGCACCACAACAAUUCCAAAACACUGACACUCGAAGCAAUCUCGCUGGUGUCGCAAGCGCUAACGUUGCUGGAGAGCGGUCGCUUGAGCAUCGUGUCCUUCGGCGAGUCACCACAAAUCAUACUCAACCACACAGAGCAAUUCGAUGGGCCGAAAUUGGUGAAUGCGUUGAACUUUGCACAGGAUAAGACGAAAAUUGCCGAAUUGCUCGACUUCGUGCGCACCGCAAACACAGAGGAGGCGGCACUGGGCACCGAUAAUGGACUCUUCGAAAAUCUCUUGCUUGUGUUGAGCGAUGGACGCAACAUCUUCAGUGAGGGACGCCUUAAGGUGCGAAAUGCCAUCAAGUUAGCGCGUCUGCAGCGUAUUUUCUUGGUUUAUAUUAUAAUUGAUAAUCCUGAAAAUAAGGACUCUAUACUUGACAUACAAACUAUGGAAAUGCUUCCUGACAAACGCAUCAAUAUCAAAUCCUACUUGGAGGACUUCCCAUUCCCCUAUUAUGUGAUCGUGCGCGAUUUGAAUCAGCUGCCGUUGGUGCUGAGCGAGGCUAUGCGCCAAUGGUUCGAACUGGUGAACAGUGAAAUGUGAGACAGUC
Zeugodacus cucurbitae (melon fly) is the source of this 17107-nucleotide messenger RNA. Its product is annotated as midasin. NCBI's taxonomy places the organism in Eukaryota, Metazoa, Arthropoda, Insecta, Diptera, Tephritidae. The transcript has 14 exons. The record is from RefSeq and is a predicted model, not a curated record. Gene Ontology annotation, biological process: ribosomal large subunit assembly; rRNA processing. The coding region runs from base 172 to 17100 and encodes 5642 amino acids. Gene Ontology annotation, molecular function: ATP hydrolysis activity; ATP binding. Gene Ontology annotation, cellular component: nucleus; preribosome, large subunit precursor.